GGGGAUUCAGGAGGACAUGGCUGCGUGUCAACGGAAAGUAAAAAGUUUAAAGUCAUAAUAUAAGAAGACUAAAGAUGCGAACAACAAAAGCAGGGCUGGGCGAACCAGUUGCCCAUUUUAUGAUUUAAUGAAUGAAAUCCUCGGAGGCAGGCCAAGCGUUCGUCCGUUGGCUGUCAUCGACAGCUCUGCUAACAGCGAUGAUGAAGUCGAGGAUGAGGCGGACAGUGAGAACGAGAAUGCAGAUGAGCCCACACAUCCUGAGACAGUUCAACCAGCAGACAGGUCUGUCAGUCCAGCAGUUGUGGUUGGUUCCCCACUACCAAGCAUCAGGAGUCCCAGCCCAGCAUCCUCUGUCAACAUCAGAUGUCCCAGCCCAGCAUCCUCUGUCUCCUCUGGAACCCCUCUGUCUCCUCUGGACCUCCCUCUGUCUACUCAGGACACAAGUGCCUAUUCAGCAACAUUUACUGCAAUGUCAUGCUGGACCACAACAAGCCAAAAACGUAAGAACAAGAUGGAAGCAGCAUUGGAUGUUUUUGCCAAAAAGAUGAGUGAUGUAGUGGAAAAAGAUAACGAAGUUCUAUUGCAGAUGCAGGCUGCACAGCACAAACACGACAUGUCCAUGAUGACCUUCCUUGCCCAGCUGAUCAAGGAUGGACAGUCUCAGCCUCCGGCACCUCAGCACGGUCACACUCCCCCAGUUCCACCGAGCCAACAUCCCACCCUUUCCACCAGAAGCAUCACAGCAACAGCAACCCUUCUUUCAGCCCAUAGCUCCUCCAUUGUCACCUGAUCAACAGGGGCCUUCACAGCCACAGCACACAUACCUGUACAGCCUACCUAAUGCUCAUCCAUGGUCUCUCCAAGGAGGAUCUCAGAUGUACCAAUAGGACCGACCAUCUUUUUUGAGAGACCUACUAGAGGAACCACUUUUCCCUCAAGGUCAGUCACAGCCAGACAGUGACGAAUGAUGGCUAUCAGAAAGGAGGUUAAUGGUUUUCAAGUUCAAGCUUAAGUUUAAGUUAUGCAAGUGAUGCAAACAAAGUUGAAGAAUAUUAAGUAUUUUACUAUUUUAUUUUUGUAAUUUAUUUCUGACAAAUGUCACUGUUUGUUUGCA
This is a messenger RNA of Lampris incognitus (smalleye Pacific opah), 1114 nucleotides long. RefSeq lists its product as uncharacterized. The record is from RefSeq and is a predicted model, not a curated record. The transcript has 3 exons. Lineage: Eukaryota; Metazoa; Chordata; Actinopteri; Lampriformes; Lampridae. Bases 128 to 790 code for a protein of 220 amino acids.